Molecule: messenger RNA, 6874 nt
Organism: Gadus morhua (Atlantic cod)
Lineage: Eukaryota; Metazoa; Chordata; Actinopteri; Gadiformes; Gadidae
Gene: sorcs2
Product: sortilin-related VPS10 domain containing receptor 2
Exons: 28
Coding region: 101-3604 (1167 amino acids)
Cellular component (GO): membrane
Molecular function (GO): protein binding
Source: RefSeq, a predicted model, not a curated record
UUCACUCGGCAUACACAGUAGCACACACCUAUCAUCCAUCGUAUCUUCCGCACGCAUCCUGCUCGUUCUCGGCUCCGUUGUCCGCGCGUAAGAGCGCUUUAUGGUGGCGCACAGCAUGGCAACCCUGCACCUGAAAGGCUUCGACUCCUCGCCGCACCUGUGUGUGGUACUGCUGAUGAUCGCCUCGGUUUGGAUGGCAUGCACCGGACCUGUACACGGCGGCGACUCCGGGAGGUUGGCGUUGCACCGGAUUGACGGGGCGGACCGCGCGCUGGACAGCGGCGAUGGCGUCACGGACGGCGGAUCGGUGGAAGGGGGAGCGAUUCUGGAGCAUUUGUCCCGUUUGAGGAGAGCGGCGACGUCCCAGGGCAGAGUGUCCCCCCUGCUGAGCAGCUCCUCGUUCGUGCUCAAGGGAGAUGCCACGCACAACCAGGCGAUGGUCCACUGGACGGGGGAGAACAGCAGCGUCAUCCUCAUACUGACCAAGUACUACCACGCAGACUCCUCCAAAGUGCUGGAGAGCUCGCUCUGGAGGUCGACAGACUAUGGCACCACCUACACAAAGCUGAACCUGAUGCCCGGGACAACCAUCGUUGUGACCAGCUUCUACAUCUGCCCCACCAACAAGAAGAAGGUGGUGCUGGUGAGCUCGUCCAUUAACGAGCGUGACCAGAUGUUGUUCAUCAGCGCUGACGAGGGCUCGUCCUUCCAGCGGCAGCCUGUCUCCUUCACCCCCGACAUGCUGCUCUUCCACCCCAAGGAGGAGGACAAGCUGCUGGCCUACUGCAAGGAGGGCAGGCUCUACGUCUCCACCGACCUGGGACGCAAGUGGAUUCUCCUGCAGGAGAGAGUCACCAAGGACAAGAUCUUCUGGUCUGUGUCGGGGGUGGACGUGGACCCAGACCUCGUGCACAUGGAGAUGCAGGACUCCAGUGGAGGUUACCUCUAUGUGACAUGCCUCAUCCAGAACUGCUCAGACAAGAUGGUGACGGCGCAGUUCCUGGGGAAGAUCGACCACAACUCGCUGCUGGUGCAGGACGACUACAUCUUCGUCAAGGUUACCAGCGGCAACCGCACCAAGCACUACGUGUCACAUCGACGCACUGAGUUCGUCCAGAUGAGGUUCCCCAAGUACGCUCUGCCAAAGGACCUCCACAUCGUGAGCACCGAUGAGAGCCAGGUGUUCGUGGCGCUGCAGGAGUGGUACCAGACGGACACCUACAACCUGUACCAGUCGGACCUUCAGGGCGUGUACUACUCGGUGGUGCUGGAGGACGUGCGCAGUACCAAGCAGCCCGAGGAGAGCGUGCUGGUGGACGUCCUGGAGGUGCGCGGCAUCAAAGGUGUGUUCCUGGCGAAUCAGAAGAUCGACGGGAAAGUGCGGACCCUGAUCACCUACAACAAGGGGCGGGACUGGGAUCACCUGGCCCCGCCCAUCAAAGACAUGAACGGCCGUGCAGUCAGCUGCAAAGCGCCCGACUGUCACCUUCACCUCCACCUCCGCUGGGCGGACAACCCCUACGUCUCGGGGACCGUCCACACCAAGGACUCGGCCCCCGGGCUCAUCAUGGGGGCUGGUAACCUAGGCUCCAAGCUGGUGGAGAACAAGGAGGAGAUGUACGUCACGGCCGACUGUGGGAAGACGUGGAGACAGGUGUUUGAGGAGGAACAUCAUAUCCUGUACCUGGACCACGGCGGGGUUAUCGUGGCCAUCAAGGACACCUCCAUCCCCCUGAAGAUACUCAAGUUCAGUAUUGACGAGGGUCAGACGUGGUCGGUCCAUAACUUCACCAGCACCUCUGUGUUCGUGGACGGGCUGCUGAGCGAGCCGGGGGACGAGACGCUGGUCAUGACUGUGUUUGGCCACAUCAGCUACAGGUCGGACUGGGAGCUGGUAAAGGUGGACUUCAGGCAGUCUUUCUCCCGGCAGUGUACAGAAGAGGACUACGACCCCUGGACCCUCACAGACCUGCAGGGGGACAAGUGCAUCAUGGGACAGGAGCGGUCGUUCCGGAGGCGGCGGGAGGGCGCCUUCUGUAUAAAAGGGAAGAGCUACACCUCCGCCCUGACUAGCAAGCCGUGCGGCUGCACAGAGAGGGACUUCAACUGUGACUAUGGAUUUGAGCGCUCCCAGGUUCUGAAGGCCGAUGGCAGUCAAUGUUUUGCGGACUUCUGGCACGACCCCGACGCCCCGCCCGACACCUGCCACCUGGGACAGAGCUACGAGUCCAGCACCGGGUACCGAAAGAUGAUCUCCAACGUGUGCGAGGGCGGUGUGAACAAGCAGCAGAGUGCCAAGCAGCAUGCCUGCCCUCUGCUGCCGCCCAGGGGCCUGCAGGUGGGCAUCAAGGGGCAGAUGUUGGCCGUGGCGCCCGGUGAUGACAUCACCUUCAUCGUCCACCAGGAACAGGGCGACACCAGCAGCACGCGCUACCAGGUGGACCUGGGCGACGGCGUGCGGACCAUCUACCAGAACCUGACGGUGACGGACGAGCCCAUCCAGCACCGCUACGAGGCCCCCGGCGUCUACCGGGUGGCCGUGAAGGCCGAGAACAUGGCCGGCCACGCCAGCGCCACCAUGUACAUCCAGGUCAUAGCCCCUCUGCAGGAAGUGCACCUGGAAGUGGGUCCGAUCGCCGGGAGGAACCAGCAGGUCAACCUCACGGCCACGGUGCUCCCCGUCGAGGCCAACCUCACCGUCUUCUACUGGUGGAUCGGAGACAGCCUCCAGCCCCAGCUCUCCCUGGAGAGCAGCAUCCUGACGUGGUUCCCUGAGGCGGGGGAGGUGAGCGUGACGGUGCAGGCCUCCAACGGCCGCUCCAUGGUGCAGGACUCCCGGAGCGUCAGGGUCUACGACAUCUUCCAGGUCAUCCCGCUGAGCUUCAGCCCCAACCUGGACGGCCUCAACCCCAACAUCCCCGAGUGGAGAGAGGACAUCGGCCAGGUGGUCACCAAGCUGCUCACCAAGAUCACAGGCAUCCCAGAGGAGUCGCUGGUCACCAUGGUGAAGCCAGGACUGCCCACCACAGCCAACCUGUACAUCGUACCGCUGGAGAGCAAGCCAGUCACCAAGAGUGUGUUUGUAGAUAAGAGAAUCCCAGCCAUCAUCCAGGCGUUCAGCGACCACAACGUCAGCUUCGUGGUGCGUGGAGGGGUCAAGGUUCUGGUGAUGCUGGCCGACCCAAACGCAGGACUCGGCCUAGUUGCUAGUGAGUCACCAGACACCACGACGGAGAAUGGUUACCACGGGGCCGCUGGGGGCCCGGGGCUUUGGGCCCUGGCCGUCGUCCUGCUGAUCAGCCUCCUGGCCUCAGGGUCGUUCAUCCUGUACAAGUUCAAAAGUCCUUGGCUGAGGACUGAGGACGCCUACCCUCCGCUGUUUUUCAGGAAGCUGCCGGGCAGCCGCAACGUGUACGCCCAGAUGCACAACGAGAAGGAGCAGGAGAUGACCAGCCCCGUGAACCACAGCGAGGACACGCAGCACAUCAUCCAGGGGGAGGAGUUCAUCGACGACGACCUGGACGCCCAGACGCUAGGUAACGCAGGAGGAGGUAGUCCCGCCUUCCGUGCCCUUAUAAGGACUACGACUAACCACUGCUACUAGACACGCCCACAGGCCACUAACACCACCAGCUAACACACACCAAGGCAAUCAUUCGGGCGUGGUCCUGAGCGUAAACUCCAGAGAACUGCACAGCUACCUGACCAGCUGAUGGCUGCCACGGCAGUGUGCUAACCGAGCUACGUUAGCCUAGCCUAGCCGGCUAAUGAGCACAGAGACUUCCACACUCUGCCUUCCUCUUUUUAAUGGCCCACAAUGCACCCCGAGUGGCGGGGAGGGGUUCUUCCUUGCUCUACGUCCCACCCAAUCACAGCUUGACUCACACAUUCACCCACAGAGCACUUCUAGUAAUCUCGUAGUGCCGCUUUGCUAGCAGAGCCUAGCAAUAGUUUCACACCAUUCCCUGUUCUCCGCACCCUCGUCUCUCUCCUUCAACAGCGGUGGUUGAGGUUAGAGGCGGGGAUUGAAGGAAAUGCACUUCUGCUUCUGUCUUUUAGCUGCGUCUUUGUCGAGGGCCUUGCGGGCACACACACAUGAACACACGUUAUCCUUAGUCACUGUUACCAUAGAUCCCGAAUCACUAUCACAGGUAAUGGACUUCAGGAUUCUGUCCAUGGCAGACUACAAAGUCAAAGCCACACCAAGUAGAUGUGGCCAAAAAUUAGCAUGGCCAGCUUCUGUCCCCGGCGAUUUUGCUGUCGCACAAAAGUUGUAGUGUAUUUUACGUUUUUAACGACUUGACCAGGAUUUUCGUUCUAUUUUUCAUACUAUUCUUACACACUUUCAAGCUCAUUAUGUACAUUUUCGUGUCACUGUCGUUCUGUCUCCUGAAAUGACUGUGUACUCUCACUGUUUUAAGGCAAUAAUAUUCUUUCUGAAAGAAAGAAAGAAAGAAAGAAAGAAAGAAAGAAAGAAAGAAAGAAAGAAAGAAAGAAAGAAAGAAAGAAAGAAAGAAGGAGAAAUACAUUUUGUUAAAUGUUUUGAGGUUUUCAUGAGUUUCAAGACGGAGAAAGUAGGGUAGCAACUAAGUCAGAGCUAAAUAAGCAGAACUUGACAGGGGGAAAGGAUUAUUUACAACAAGUAUCCAACCUUAAGUUUAGCCACACUGCUAAGAGAUAGACAUCAUUUUGUAGUUUUGUGUGUAACCGUGUGUGCGUGUCGAUAUCAAGAACUAGUCUGGAAUCAUAUUUAAAGAUUUUUGUCUGUUUGUAGUUCAUCUUUUUUAUUUAAACGCAAGUCAGAUCUCAAACCAAUCGAAAAAUGUAACUUUUGACAACAUCACAGGUUAAUUAACACAUCCAGACUAUCCCUUAUAAAGUUAAUUUGGCAUGGUUUAGAGCUGCCAUUCAUUCUACAACAUAAACGUUGGUCCCAUGGUGCCUAAAAAGGCGGAUUUUGAAUCUGCCCCAAGACAUAACCUGUGCUCGUUUCGUAUUUAUUCCUUCAUUAAACCAUAUGACCCGUCCGCCCACACAGUAACUUGUCAGGAGUUCAAAGGUAUACUGGUUCCCCAGGAGUCGAGGAUUGGUGUCUCCGAAGAGGCGUGGUUGGGAUUUACACUGUAUAAGCCUAUAUUAGGCAUUGUCAGGGCGGCAAUCUUGUCUCCGUAAGGAUUAGAUUUUCUUGUGUGUGUAUGUGGGUGUGUGUGUACAUAAAUAUGUAAAUAGAACAAUCUUCAAUUGUAAAUAUAACUCCCUUGAUGUGUGACUAUUUUUCACUAAUACCAAAAUGCUUUUUUUGUUUGCAUUGUUUGCUUUUCUGCGUAAUCUCGCAUCGAUCCGAACAACUUUUCAAACUCGCAAAGAGGUUUGGGGACAUUUUCGACAAGAACUUUUAAUUGUCACAUUUGAGGAAACAGAUAUCUGUCAUUGGUCAGUUCAAGUGUAUUGACAGCUCACUGUGUCUCAGCUCCUUUCCUGUUCAACUUUCAAUGUAGAAUUCUGACUGGAGUAUAUUAGGAUUCUCACUUGAAGUAGCUCUUCGUUGAAUCAGAGCGUGGCGAAUCUUUCACUUAGCUGACACGGUUAUUUCAACGUGGUUGCCUGCUUUACACAUGUUUUUAUUUCAGCAUAAUAUGUCCAAGAAAAUGUCUUGGAUUGUCAACUGCUUUUUAUUGUGGUUCAUCAAGUUUUAUCAUCACUAUACAUCUAUAGUCACAUACACACAGUGAUAUCAAGUUACACAAAUAUUUUUGAUACACAACUGUCAAAUGCCUUUUUUUUUUCUUAUGUCUUUUACAGAAGUUUAACGUCUGUUGGUUUGUUUGCACUAAUUAUAUAAUCUGUGAUGUAUUGAAGGUGUAUUAUAUAUUUUGGCUGCAAAAAAGCUGCCACUACAAAUCCAGGCAAUAACGGCACAGGACCAUAAUGGUGAUCGACUCAAAGGCUGCAUUCCAAUACUCUGUUACCUUUCUUCCCAAAAUGUCAAGAUGCUCUCAAAUGACGGAGAAGCUGCCUAAAGCUACUGACGAGUCUUCCUUGGACCAAAGUUCCUUGACUGCGUCCUUAGACAUACUGUUCACUGAUGUAAGUUAUUUUAGUCUAUGCUUCUUUUGAUGACAUGUUUCAAGCUAAAAACAAUUAUGAAUUGUUUCUUCUCCACGUAGUGGACAACACAGUAUAUGGUUUUAUGAGUUUGUAAGUUAAAUACUACAAUCAUGGCCUCCUUGCCAUUUGCACCAAAGCCAAAACAGACCAAAGGUUUACCUGGGUCAAUUAGAACCUGUGGGUGUGGCUUAUUUACCAUUCCGCCCACUUCCAGUGAAGGUUGUGGUUGGGCCCAGAUCACCAACAAGUAGAUUCCACACUGGCACUUUACUCCAGCACGAUUAAUCAACGAUCAUGCUUUGUCUCCCUAAAGGUGUGAUAAACAAGCAAAAGGAAGUUGGAUUUUUUGGAAUGCAGCCAUAGUCGAUAGAGGUGAACAUCUUGACGCAUUAUUGGGGCCAUGCUGUACUUCACUGUUCAUUGCGCACCUGAGAAAACAAACAAUAGAUCACUCGUGUUUCACAUCGUGUUGAACAUAUUUUGUACAUAUUCUGCUGUUGGUUGGCUUCGUGGUGUCGUAUGUUGUUAGGACAUCAGUCCAGCAAGGCCACACCAGGGGGGUGGUGCAGUGGGGGGUAUAACAGCAUCCCGAUGUUGGCUUUUUUUGACCUCGCCACUGAUGCUACAGAAUUUUUUUUUGAUUUUAUUUUCGUUUUGCUUUUUAUAUUGCUUUACUUUUUUUUUGUUGUUUUUGUUUUGUUUUUGAUUGAAGGAAGUGUUGUGCACUUAACCUGCAUUCCGGAAUUAAAUCACUCCCACAACUUCA